Messenger RNA from Sphaeramia orbicularis (orbiculate cardinalfish), 4474 nucleotides. RefSeq lists its product as uncharacterized. NCBI's taxonomy places the organism in Eukaryota, Metazoa, Chordata, Actinopteri, Kurtiformes, Apogonidae. Gene Ontology annotation, molecular function: protein binding. Bases 92 to 3919 code for a protein of 1275 amino acids. The record is from RefSeq and is a predicted model, not a curated record. The transcript is spliced from 2 exons.
UUUGGUUUUUGCAGGAACUCUUUCAAUGAAGCUCUUUCUUUGCUCUUCGGUCUUGAAACAGACUUGGUGAACUACCGGGAUUUGGAGGACGAUGGACCUGGACUCCAGUGGGACGUUGGAGGUGGCUGCACUCGGUCGGCCUUUCAGACUCGGGAUGCUGUAUGACUGCCGCAAAGACUCGCUCAUAACUGGCCUGACGUUAUGGGACCAGGAGGACCUGGUAAAUAACAUAAGUGAGAGGCCACAGUCCCGCAAUGAAUUUGAUAUAGUUGCGUCUGAAUCAGUUGAAGACAAGGCUUCUUCACUACAUGUUGAUGCUUCUCUCAAAGCAAGUUUCCUGGUUGGUCUUGUUAAAGUUUCUGGAUCAGCCAAAUACCUGAAUGAUAAUAAGACUUCCAAAUAUCAGGCCAGAGUAACACUGAAAUACAAUGCAACUACAAAAUUCAAGGAACUGACAAUGAAUCAUCUUGGAAGAGGAAACGUGAAGCAUCCAUAUGUCUUUGAAAAAGGAUUAGCCACACAUGUGGUCACAGGUAUUCUUUAUGGAGCACAAGCCUUCUUUGUGUUUGAUCGACAGGUGUCGGAAAACGAAAAGCACCAAGACAUUCAGGGCAACUUGAAAUUAAUGAUCAAGAAAAUUCCCAAAAUGGAAAUUGGGGGUAAAGGUUCCCUGCAUAUGAAAGACCAAGACAAAGAAAGUGUGAAGAAGUUCAGCUGUAAAUUUCAUGGAGACUUCUGUCUCAAGAAAAGUCCAGUGUCCUUCCAGGAUGCUGUGGAGGUCUACCAAAGCCUGCCAAAACUUCUGGGCGACAAUGGAGAAAAUGCUGUUCCAGUAAGAGUCUGGCUCCUUCCUCUGACAACUUUAGAUUCUUCUGCUGCUAAACUUGUUCGUCAGAUCAGUAUAAGAUUAGUUCAGAAAGCACAAAGUGUCCUGGAGGAGUUUCUUGAGCUGGAAAUUAGAUGCAACGAUGCAGUGAAAACAACCACUGCGCAGCAGGUCCCACUGAUCAGCCAAAAAAUUAAAACAUUUCAAGAGUUAUGCUCUGAAUUCAAGCAGGAAUUCCAACAAACACUGGCAAAGAAACUUCCAUUAAUCCGAGGAGGAGGAGAAGAAGAAGCUGAACUUGCAGAAAUCCUGAAGAACAGACAUUCUUCUCCUUUCAACAGCAAAAGUCUGAAGGAGUGGAUGGACUGUAAGGAGAAAGAAGUGCGGAUCUUGAAGUCUUUGACAAGCAUGAUGAUCAACACUAAGAUCGUCCCAUCUCAGAGUGAUCUCGAUGAGGAGAUUUUCGGUACAAAGUAUGCAGUGUGUUUUGUCUUCACAUCAUUGGGUAAUGCUGAACCAUACCUCUCAGCUUUAGAGAACCACUUAGAAAAACACAACUCAGAAAACCCUGCAGAUCCACGAUCACAUGAUGUUGAGAAGGAACAGUGGUACCUCUCAAAAGAUGUCACAGAUACACUGAGACAUAAAGCAAAGCUCUUCAGUGAUUUUGCAGAAUCCAACACCGAGAACAAGAACAUUAAGUUCCUGACAGUGGCUUUAACAGAUGAGACACACAAAGGUUCAAGCAUCUACGUUUAUAAGGAUGGAUUUUCAGUCAGUGACAACUUUGAGCCGCCUUCAAAACCUGACAGAGUAACUGUGAGUGACGUGAACUACAACAGUGUGACUCUGAAGAUUUCUCCACCCAGAUUUGGAGUUGAAGGCAUCACCUCCUACUGUGUUGAAUACUGUGUCUGUGGAGAAGAUGGAUGGCAACAAACCACAGCACCUAAAGCUGAGGAGGCCACAGUGAGUGGUCUGAGUCCUAACACAGAGUACAUGUUCAGAUGCAGAGCAGUGACUCCAGUAGGUCUAGGGCCUGCAGCUCAAGUCAGUGAUCCCAUUAAAACCCUACCCUGCAGCCCUCCUGGAACACCUCAAACACAAUCAAACUCUACUGAGAUAUCAGUCAGCUGGGAGAAACCUGCUGAGGUCGGAGAAGAUGUCCAUAUUCUGAGCUACAUGGUGGAGUACGCUCAAAUGGAUGGAGUUGAUAAGGCAGAUCUCCAAUGGAACCAAAUGGAAUCCGGAGGUGAAAAGGUGAUCAUUUCAGGACUUCAGUCUGAGACACGAUAUGCAGUCAGAGUCCGAUGUGACUGUGGUGUCGAUGGAGGAAGUAAAGAAAGUGUCACCGUUAACGUCAGCACAAAAAAAAUUACAUCACGUCUUGCAGACAACCUCAAACAGAGAAGUGAGGAGAUGAAUUCAGACACACCUUCUGUCUGGAAACUGCCUCUGAAAGAGGAACGUACAACCAUACAUGGAUGUAGAAGAUACAGUUUUGGAGAAGAAAGCAACAGGGAAAAUCGUACUAUGAUCCUUUUUGGAUCAGGAACGUCGACUCUCAUCAAUGGGAUGGUCAACUACAUCUUAGGUGUCAAAUGGGAAGACUCAUAUCGGUUUAAACUAGUUGAAGCAGAAAGUCAGACCUCUGAAGUCAAAGUGUACAAAAUAAACCACCGUGAAGGGUUUCAGAUCCCCCACUCCCUGACUAUCAUUGACACUCCAGGGUUUGGAGACACAAGAGGCAUCAGAAGAAGCAGAACCAUCACACAGCAGUUACAUCGCCUCUUCACCGAUCAGUCUGGUGUCAGUGAAAUUGAUGUUAUCUGUUUUGUAGCUCACUCUGCUUUAGCUCGACUCACACCAACACAGAAACAUGUGUUUGAUUCUGUUCUCUCAAUCUUUGGCAAAGAUGUGGCAGAAAACAUCAGGAUUCUGGUGAUGUUUGCAGAUGGCCAACGCCCACCAGUUCUAGAGGCGAUCAAUGCUUCAGGUUUCCCAUGCCCUAAAACUGAUGACGGUCUGCCAGCUCACUUCAAAUUCAACAACUCUGCUCUGUUUGCCCAGAAACGAUCAUCUGACGAUGAGGAUGGAGGCUUCGAUGAGAUGGUUUGGAACAUGGGAUUUCAAAGCAUGAAGAGGUUCUUUGCUGCUUUGAAUCAAAUAAAAACCAAAAGCUUGACAAUGACAAAUAAGGUCCUCAUAGAGAGGCAGCAACUUCUAGUUUCAGUAGAAAAGUUGCAAAAACAGGUAAAAAUGGGUCUAUCCAAACUUGAGGAGAUAAAAGAGACAGCUGAGAAGCUCCAAGACUUGGAGACUGAGAUCUGUACAAAUGAGAAUGUUGAGUUUGAAGUCACUGUUAAGAAACCUUUUCAGAAAGACAGCGGACGUGGGAGUGGGCGUUAUUUUACCAACUGUCAGCAGUGUCAUCACACUUGCCAUGAAGACAGUCUGGACGAACAUGACGAAGAUAAAAUACAAUGUCCUGCCAUGGGUCCAGAUGGACACUGCACAGUGUGUCCUGGGAAAUGUCCCUGGAACGUACACCUUCACCAAGAGUUCAAAUGGGAGUGUCGGGAAGUCAAAGAGGUGAGAAAAGUGAAAGAGCUUAAGGAGAAGUACCAGGUCCUCACAGAAGCAGAGAAACCUGUUCAGGCUUUAAUUUCCAACCUCAUGAAAGAAUAUGACGUGGUCAACACUGAGGUGGAAAAACUGACCAACGAGGCGACGGACUGUUUCAACCAUCUGAAGGAGAUCGCACUGAUGCCAGACCCCGUGUCCACACCAGAGUACAUCAACAUGCUCAUCGACGCAGAGAAAUCUGAGGCCAAGCCUGGCUGGGAGGAACGAGUCCAGUCCCUGAUUCACGACAAGGAAAAGUUUAAGACGACUAAUGUGUCUGUGAGUCAGAAUCAGCUGCUGGCUCAGGCUCUGUACAGGAUAGGAAAGGAGCUGGAAAAUAAUGAAGAACUUCAGAGAGCGAUUCUCUCAGUUCACACAGAAACCAGAAGAAGUCUCUACGUAAAAACAGCCCUCAGGUUGGCAGGUGUUUAUGGAGCUCUGCUGUCUGCUGUCUACUAUUCAUCAUGAUGUACAUUCCAGAUAUCUUCAUUUUCAUAUUGUUCUGAUUGGUUGGUUGGUUAAUUGAUUGAUCAGUCAAAAGAUGAAAUGUUAUGUAAAUUUGGACAUUUGUUGUCACUGCGUCCAUGUUUAAAUUUUUUUAAUAUAAUGUGAUUCUUUUAUAUCUUGUCAUAAUCAAUAUUGUGUCAUUUUACUUCAUUAAGGAAAAUCAGUGAACAGUUCAUGGAAAAUUCAAUCAAAUUCCAUCAAAUUGUAUUUAUACAGCGCCAAAUCAUAACAAAAGUUAUCUCAUGACACUUUACAUAUUGAGUUGGUCGAAGCCAAAAUUCACAUUCCUGCAUAAACAUUAUAGCACAAUGAAUAUUUAUGGAUGUUGGCUGGAAAAAUAAGACAUUUACUGACAUUUAUUUUUUAUUAUAUCCUCUGAUCUUGACUUUCAAAGAUCUAUUACAAUCCGGAUGAUUUAUAUUUCUUACAUGUCAUCACAUAUCAUGUUGAUUUUAUUCUUUGUGACUUUCAUGUCGAUGUCUACAAAGAAAAUAAAGUAUGAUUUUUUCACACUUU